AUGGCGACCCUGCAGGCAGGACUGGGCCAUACAGGGCUGGCGCUGGCGGCGGCGGUCGAGUCGGAGAGGGCGGCGGCGCAGAAAGCCAUCAUUCGGGUGAUCCCCCUGAAAGUGGAACCCAUCAUACUGGAAGGGGAGUUUGCAAACGUUGCUGAGGUGACUCCAGCUGAAGGAAAACUGCUCCAGUCGCACCCGCUGUCCCUGUGCAACACCAGCGAGGAUGAACACACUGAAUCAGGAUUCAUCACCAUUGUCAAGCUUGAACAGCCGGAUCGGGAUCCCAACCCCUGCCUGUCACUGGCUAACAAGGCAAAGCUGGCGGGGGAGCGUGGAGCCCGUGCAAUCCUUUUUGACAUUACUGAUGAUGAAAGCGCUGCUGAUCAGCUGAGAAAGCCCAGAGGUCUGAGUCAGCCUGUGGUUCUGAUCAGGGGCCACGAUGCUGAACUUCUCAUGGGCGUCGUGAACAAGAACAGAGAGGCCCACGUGAAGAUAGAGGUCAAGGAGCCACCAGCUUGGCCGGACUACGACGUCUGGAUUCUUCUCACGGUGGUCAGCACUGUGGUCGUCAUCAUUUUGAUUUUUGUUGUCCGCACAAAGUGCCAGCUGAACAGGACUCAGGACUCCUUGCAGCAGCAGACCAUGCAGGCCAUCGGGCAGCUGGCCACGCGCAAGUACCGGGGAAGGUGCCGGCAGGCAGCGCGGUGGGACUCAGCCAGCAGCUGCAGCUCAGCCCCAGUCUGUGCGGUUUGCCUGGAGGAGUUCAGCGAGGGCCAGGAACUGCGGAUCAUCUCGUGCUCCCAUGAGUUUCACCGGGAGUGUGUUGACCCCUGGCUGCAGCAGCACCACACAUGUCCGCUUUGCAUGUUCAAUAUUCUUGCCAGAGACUCAGUGGACCAGGCCACAGCUGCUGGCUCCAGGCUGGCCCCUCGGGACAUGGAGCCCGGACGGCGUCUCCACCUUUUCCGCCAGCACCCGGGACAUGCCCUUUACCACCUCCCACACGCGUAUCCUCAGAGGAACCUCAGGAGCUUUCCCCCGGAGCCAGCCCAUGGCAACCCCUUCUUCCACUCUCCAGAACUAUCCCAGCUGGAUUUUGGCACCAUCCACUACAUGCCCUACAGGCCAGCCACCUCCCUGCUGGCCUGUGGCCACCCGUCCCCCCUGGCCCCCGGCCUGCUGGACAAGGGCCGGGAGCAGCCGCGGGCGCUGAGGGAGACGCGGCCCAGGUCCUUGGACCUGAUGGUGCCCGGGGGUGCUGCUCCGGCCAAGCCCCAGGUGCUCAGCCACGUCCACUACCACCACCACCAGCACCACCACUACAGACGAGACAUGGAGUGUCCAUCCGGGCGGGCCGGGCAGGGGCCUGGGCAGCGCAAAUCCCGUUACUCUGGGGCCAAGGUUGGCUUCCACAGUGCUCGGACACAAAGGAGGACUGAGAAAAGCCAUCACUGUCAGCAGCCUCUGGAAAGCAGUGCUGUGCCACAGGAGGCAGCUCUGGCAGGACAGCCAGCCUGUCCCCAGCAAGGCCGGGAGCCCCCUCAUGCCCCCUCUGCUUCUCCAGACAGGUUGGACUUCAGUGUAGAUGCCAACAGACAGUCAGGAGCAGCUGGGUCAUCUCCUGCCCCGCUGCCCCCGAGACACAGCUUACAGAGCCGUCAUCACCGAAGGAAAAGAAAGUGUCCCCUGGAGCCUGACCCCGCUCUCCUGCCUGAGGACUCAGCCCUGCCCAAAACCUGCGAUGCUCAUGUUCCCCAUGGCCACCCCGCUAGCUACCGCUGCUCGCCCGAAGUCCAGCCCCUUAUCCCAAGCGCUCCCCAGCCCUGUGGCUCGGGCUCUCGGCCGCUCUGGAAGUGUCUAGUGUCCGGCUCAGAGCUGAAAAAGCAGGAGGAAGGGUUGUCAGGACAGGAGGGAAACCGCCCAAGUCCUGCUGAUUUCUCAGGGACGGGCACCCCCAGACACAGUCUGAGUCUUCACCUUCACUGCCCGUCUCAGCAGGGCAGUCGGGGGUCUGAAGAAGAGGUCCAGGAUGUCCAUGAACACUCAGUUUAA
Charadrius vociferus (killdeer) is the source of this 2049-nucleotide messenger RNA. RefSeq names its product ring finger protein 43 (gene RNF43). Gene Ontology annotation, molecular function: frizzled binding; ubiquitin protein ligase activity. Gene Ontology annotation, biological process: ubiquitin-dependent protein catabolic process; Wnt receptor catabolic process. NCBI's taxonomy places the organism in Eukaryota, Metazoa, Chordata, Aves, Charadriiformes, Charadriidae. The record is from RefSeq and is a predicted model, not a curated record. The transcript is spliced from 10 exons. Bases 1 to 2049 code for a protein of 682 amino acids.